GGGCGUUAUAUCCGUCACCUAGUGAUGUUCUCUCCGUGCUGUGCAACUUUAGUCCCCGGCUUUAAAGGCCUCAUCGGGGAGUAAGGUAAAUAACAGAGACCAGCAGCCCGUUCCGCACACACUGGGGGAAGAUAUGAGGCUGUACACGUGCUGGAGCUCAUACACAGAGUACAGCGGGGGGCGGGGGUAUACCUCGUGUUCACUCACAUGCGGUACCGUAUGGAGGAAUAGUAACAUCGCCAGGGAGCAUGCGUGACUUGCCGGGUUUUAUAGGAACUUUUAUACCAAAAGAAGUUUUUCAAAAUCAGAGAAAAUGCAGCGACUUCUUAGGAAGAGGCCAUGUUUGUCAUGUGCUUGGAGGAUGAUAUACUUGAGAUGCCACAAAAGCACAAUGACCUCCCAUUUACUGAAUGAAGACCACGUUGCUGAUACAUCACAGAGACGUAUGAACCCCCUCAAUAUACAGAUGCUGUCUAAAGGACUUCAUGAGCAAAUAUUCAAGGUUGCACAAGUAGAAUAUUGUGAAGAAGACACUCUGAAGAGCAUAGAUCAUUUGAGGAGCCAUGAACUUUGGGGUCAGGAGACCUCUAACCUUCAAGAUGUGAAUAUAAAGCUUCCCAAGAUGUAUGGCAGCAACAUUGAAGAGCACUUCCAAAUUCUAGCUCAGAAACAAAGUUUUCCUUAUCUAAAGGCAGCCAAUGAGCUCUUGCAAUGUAAACUUCCAGACAUGCCUCAAGAGUGGGCCUGGCAAACUGGCUGGACCAAGUACACCAAAGAGGGCGGGAAGGAACAAGUUGACUUUCCAGAUGAGCAAGCAUUAGUGUUUGAUGUGGAAGUAUGCAUGUCUGAGGGACAAUGUCCAACAAUGGCUGUGGCUGUUUCAUCCCAACAUUGGUAUUCGUGGUGUAGCAGACGGCUCAUAGAAGACCGAUAUACAUGGUCUAACCAAAUGUCUCUAUCCGAUUUUAUUCCACUUGAGACGUCCAUAAAAUCAAAUGCAUUGAACAAACCCAGUUGGACGGAGAGACUAGUGGUAGGACACAACGUCAGCUUUGAUAGAGCACUCAUUAAAGAACAGUAUCUCCUCAAAGGCUCAAAAAUGCGUUUUAUGGACACAAUGAGCAUACAUAUGGCCGUGUCGGGCCUUACUGGAUUUCAGCGCAGCUUAUGGAUGGCAAGUAAAUACGGCAGGAAGAAAGGACUGCAGGAAGUGAAGCAGCACAUCAUGAAAACGCGCAACAAGGGGGAAGGUCCUGCAAUAAGUUCAUGGGAGUGGGUAAAUGUUAGUAGCAUUAAUAAUCUUGCUGAUGUCCAUGCACUGUAUGUUGGAGGCCCUCCAUUGGAAAAAGAGGCACGGGACUUGUUUGUAAAAGGAAGUAUGGCAGAUAUCAGAGCUCAGUUCCAGGAUCUUGUUGAGUAUUGUGCCCUUGAUGUGAAAGCUACGUUUGAGGUCUUUCAGGAGACGUUUCCAAUCUUUAUAGAAAGGUGUCCUCAUCCUGUAACCCUAGCUGGGAUGCUAGAAAUGGGUGUUCCCUACUUACCAGUGAACCAAAACUGGGAGAGAUAUCUAGAUGAGGCUCAACUGACAUAUGAGGAGCUGCAGAAAGAGAUGAAGAAAUCCCUCAUGAACCUGGCAAAUGAUGCCUGUCAGCUGCUGCUUGAUGAUAGAUACAAGACUGAUCCUUGGCUUUGGGAUUUAGAGUGGGAUGUUCAAGAAUUCAAGCAGAAGAAGAUAAAAACUGGCAAAAAGAAAGAUAUCAAAUCUGUUUCAAAAUGUAAUGCAAGGAAUCAGGAUUUCACAGAUCCACAUGAAGAUUAUGGACCUCCCAGUGAAGAAGAGGAAUCACAGCCACUGCCUGGUAAACUUUACUUGGAUGAUAUCAUAGAGAAAACUCUUCCAUACUUGCCUAAAAGAAGUCAACAUAUGCCAGGGCACCCUGGAUGGUAUCGUAAGCUUUGUCCAAGACUGAAUGAUCCUGACUGGGUUCCUGGUCCAAGCCUUAUCAGCCUUCAGAUGAGGUUAACUCCUAAACUGAUGCGAUUGACUUGGGAUGGCUUUCCACUGCACUUCUCUGAGAAGCAUGGUUGGGGAUACCUUGUUCCAGGACGGAUGGACAAUCUUUUGACCGGUGAAGUAGAACAUGAUGAUUAUGAUGUUAAAAAAGACUGUCCUUACAAAGCAAUCGAAAAUGUGUACACUGAACAUUGUAACAAAGCAAACAGCGUCUCCGGGGAACAUGACUCAAUUGUACAGGACGAGUUCAUGCUUACUGAGGACAGCAGUAUCUGGCAAAAGGUAGAAGAGCUUAGUCGACUGGAGAAUGAUACUAACCUUGAGGGACCAACCAAAUUAACUUCAAAGAAGAAGAGUAAAUCAAAGCAGCCUGCUGAACUGCAACUUCAGUUGGAAAACUCUGUGCCUCAUCACCAUGGAAAUGGCCCUUGCGAUGACGUGAAUGUUUCAGGAUGCUGGUUCUACCGUUUGCCGCACAAAGAUGGGAAUGACAAUAAUGUGGGGAGCCCAUUUGCCAAGGAUUUUCUCCCUAAGAUGGAAGAUGGCACAUUACAGGCCAGUACUGGAGGCACCAGUGCCACCCGGGCAUUGGAGAUUAACAAGAUGAUCUCAUUUUGGAGGAACGCGCACAAGCGCAUCAGUUCUCAGAAGGUCGUCUGGCUGAAGAAAGGGGAACUGCCACGCACCGUCACCAGGAAUCCUGAUUUUGAUGAAGAACAUAAGUAUGGGGCUAUCCUUCCUCAAGUGAUCUCUGCAGGAACCAUUACACGCAGAGCGGUGGAGCCAACCUGGCUGACGGCCAGUAAUGCACGUACUGACCGUAUUGGUAGUGAACUAAAGGCUAUGGUUCAGACACCUCCAGGAUACCAUAUGGUUGGUGCAGAUGUAGAUUCUCAGGAGCUCUGGAUAGCAGCGAUCCUCGGAGAAGCGCACUUUGCUGGAAUUCAUGGCUGCACUGCCUUUGGGUGGAUGACAUUACAGGGCAAGAAGAGCAGUGGAACAGACUUGCACAGUAAGACGGCUUCAACAGUAGGGAUAAGUAGAGAACACGCAAAAGUCUUCAAUUACGGACGCAUCUAUGGAGCAGGACAGCCUUUUGCAGAGCGGCUGCUAAUGCAGUUUAAUCAUCGUCUCACCCAAGAACAGGCAGCUGAAAAAGCCAAGCAGAUGUACGCAGUGACAAAGGGAGUCCGGAGGUAUAUCUUAUCUGAAGAUGCAGAAUGGCUGGUAGAACAGCUUGGAAUCUCAGUUGAGAGAGGAGAAGAAAACUCUGUGAGCUUGGGGGAUGUGAGAAAGAUUCAAAAACAUGCAUCAAUAAACUCUAGAAGGAAGUGGAACUUAAUAAGUCGGAAAAUUUGGACGGGAGGUACAGAGUCACAAAUGUUUAACAAACUGGAGAGCAUAGCCAUGAGUCCUACCCCCAGUACUCCUGUCCUAGGAUGUCGCAUCAGCAGAGCACUGGAACCUGCGGCUGUAAAAGGAGAGUUCAUAACCAGUAGAGUUAACUGGGUUGUCCAGAGUUCGGCCGUCGACUACCUUCAUCUUAUGCUAGUAGCCAUGAAGUGGCUUUUUGAGCAGUACGACAUUGAUGGACGUUUUUGCAUUAGUAUCCAUGAUGAAGUCCGCUAUUUAGUCCGUAGCGAGGACAGAUACAGAGCAGCAUUAGCUCUUCAGAUCACAAAUCUACUUACAAGGUGUAUGUUUGCCUACAAGUUAGGGAUGCAGGAUUUGCCCCAGUCGGUGGCAUUUUUUAGUGCAGUAGAUAUUGAUCGGUGCCUGAGAAAAGAAGUGAACAUGGAUUGUGAAACGCCAUCAAACCCAACUGGUUUAGAGCAGAGAUGUGGCAUUCCCCCAGGUGAAGCAUUGGAUAUCUAUGAAUUGCUUAAAGAAACAAAUGGAGUUUUGGAAAAAGGAAGCUGACCCAUUUAUACUUUAUACCUGUAAAUUAGACUCGUUCACAUCCAACUCCUAUGUAUUCAUGAAGCCAAAUAACGUUACGGGGUACUAACAUAAUUUGGCCUGCCUAUUGCAGUUAUGUAAUAUGCAUAAAUCCCCUUGUUGUUAAUGGGAAUUGCACAAACAGUGUAGCCCCGCAACAUAUGCUGGUUUGAUCACUCCCAGAGUUAUGUCAUCAACAUAUCUUUGGGGCUACACCAUUGAAGUCAAUGAGAGUUAUGCAAGUUGCAUAGCCUCGCUGCUUUCGGCUUCCUGGCCAGUAAUCCAAAAUGAGGAGAUGGGAAUAAUCCUGUAAUAAUGUUUCAGUUCAUGUAGAUUGCACCAACGUAAAUAUUAAUUUUAACACAUGUAAACAAAAACAUGUAAAUAAAGCUGUUAAAAAUG
Messenger RNA from Hyla sarda, 4354 nucleotides. RefSeq names its product DNA polymerase gamma, catalytic subunit (gene POLG). Lineage: Eukaryota; Metazoa; Chordata; Amphibia; Anura; Hylidae. Gene Ontology annotation, molecular function: DNA binding; DNA-directed DNA polymerase activity; 3'-5' exonuclease activity. Gene Ontology annotation, biological process: mitochondrial DNA replication. Gene Ontology annotation, cellular component: mitochondrion; gamma DNA polymerase complex. The coding region runs from base 314 to 3934 and encodes 1206 amino acids. The record is from RefSeq and is a predicted model, not a curated record. The transcript is spliced from 22 exons.